AAUUUCAAAGUUGGUUUUGUUCUCGAGUUUGAAAAGUAUUUGUGGAAAGACGCGGACAAGGUCAGGUUGUUGUUGUUGUUACCAUUUGAUUCAAUCAAAAUCCACCCGAGCCGAGGAUCUCUCCCACCACCAGCAGGCUUUGACUCUCCGAUCUACUACUAGUAAUUGAGAGAGUAGAAGAAUCUACUAGUAAUGGAGAAUCUGAUAAAUCUGGUGAACAAACUGCAGAGGGCAUGUACCGCCCUUGGUGAUUUCGGCGAAGGAUCCUCCCUCCCCACCCUUUGGGACGCCCUCCCUACUAUCGCCGUCGUCGGCGGUCAGAGCUCUGGAAAGUCAUCUGUGCUGGAGAGCGUUGUUGGCAAGGAUUUUUUGCCUCGUGGAUCUGGGAUCGUUACACGACGUCCCCUUGUUCUACAGCUUCAUAGAAUUGAUGAGGGAAGAGAAUAUGCCGAGUUUGCUCACCAACCAAAAAAGAGGUUUACUGAUUUUGCUGCUGUCAGGAAAGAGAUUGCUGAUGAGACUGAUCGUGAGACAGGUCGAACCAAACAGAUUUCAUCCGUCCCUAUAUAUCUCAGCAUCUAUUCUCCCAAUGUUGUGAAUUUGACCCUGAUCGAUCUUCCUGGUCUGACAAAAGUAGCUGUUGAGGGCCAGUCAGAGGGCAUUGUGCAAGACAUUGAAAAUAUGGUGCGGUCCUACAUAGAGAAGCCUAACUGCAUUAUUCUGGCAGUUUCUCCUGCCAACCAAGAUCUGGCUACAUCAGAUGCUAUAAAAAUUGCCCGUGAGGUAGAUCCACAAGGGGAGAGGACGUUUGGUGUUUUGACGAAGAUUGAUCUUAUGGACAAGGGGACUGAUGCAGUUGAUAUAUUGGAAGGGAAAUCUUAUAAGCUAAAGUUUCCUUGGAUUGGUGUUGUGAACCGAUCUCAAGCUGAUAUUAACAAAAGUGUUGACAUGAUUGCUGCUCGGAGGAGGGAGCAGGAGUACUUUGCCAAUACUCCAGAGUAUAGACAUCUUGCUAGCAAAAUGGGCUCUGUGCAUCUAGGGAAAGUGCUUUCCAAGCAUUUGGAAACAGUCAUUAAGUCACGAAUUCCAGGCCUUCAAUCCCUGAUCAACAAAACGAUUAUUGAACUUGAAACAGAAUUGAGUCGUCUUGGGAAGCCCAUUGCUACUGAUGCCGGAGGAAAAUUGUAUAUGAUUAUGGAAAUAUGUCGUGCUUUUGAUCAAACGUUCAAAGAACAUCUUGAUGGCAUACGACCCGGUGGCGAUAAAGUUUACAGCGUAUUUGAUAAUCAACUUCCUGCUGCUUUGAAACGAUUACAAUUUGACAAACAACUGGCUAUGGAAAACGUGAGAAAACUGAUCACAGAAGCUGAUGGAUAUCAGCCUCAUUUAAUAGCCCCUGAACAAGGAUAUCGCCGUCUGAUUGAAUCUACUUUAAUAACUAUCAAAGGUCCUGCCGAGGCAGCUGUUGAUGCGGUUCAUGGUGUACUGAAGGAUCUGGUACACAAGUCAAUUAAUGAGACCUCGGAGUUGAAGCAAUACCCAUCCCUGAGAGCGGAAGUUAUGAAUGCAGCUGCUGAGUCAUUAGAUAAGAUGAGAAACGAGAGCAAGAGAGCUACUAUACAGUUAGUUGAUAUGGAAUGCAGUUACUUGACAGUUGAUUUCUUCCGCAAGCUUCCACAAGAUAUUGAAAAGGGAGGGAAUCCAACGCACUCAAUUUUUGAUCGAUAUAAUGAUUCGUAUCUUCGUCGAGUCGGAUCGAAUGUGUUGUCUUAUAUCCACAUGGUGGUUGGGACUCUACGACACUCUAUCCCAAAGUCUAUUGUGUACUGUCAAGUGCGUGAGGCUAAACGUAGCCUACUUGACCAUUUUUUCACUGAGUUGGGUGCAAAAGAGGGUAAGCAAUUGGCUAAACUGCUGGAUGAGGAUCCAGCAAUAAUGCAGAGGCGAUUGGACUUGGCCAAGAGGCUGGAAUUAUAUAAAUCUGCCCAAACGGAGGUUGAUGCAGUUGCGUGGGCCAAGUAGUCAGCUUCUCCUCCAGAUAUAUCAUCCAUCCAGUUGUGUGCACCAAAAAAAAAAAAACUCCUGUCAUGUCAUGUUUAUAGUAUCACGUUACCCAGACAUUUCUUCUACUUGAUUAUUCUUGGAAAUGAUUAGAUUUAUGUUUUGAGAAAAAGCAUAUAAUUCAGUUUA
Helianthus annuus (common sunflower) is the source of this 2190-nucleotide messenger RNA. RefSeq names its product dynamin-related protein 1A. The transcript has 16 exons. Bases 193 to 2022 code for a protein of 609 amino acids. Lineage: Eukaryota; Viridiplantae; Streptophyta; Magnoliopsida; Asterales; Asteraceae. Gene Ontology annotation, molecular function: microtubule binding; GTPase activity; GTP binding. Gene Ontology annotation, cellular component: cytoplasm; microtubule; membrane. The record is from RefSeq and is a predicted model, not a curated record.